Messenger RNA from Opisthorchis viverrini, 888 nucleotides. RefSeq lists its product as hypothetical. The annotation marks the transcript as partial. Lineage: Eukaryota; Metazoa; Platyhelminthes; Trematoda; Opisthorchiida; Opisthorchiidae. The transcript has 5 exons. The record is from RefSeq and is a predicted model, not a curated record.
AUGGAUCACCACAGCUGUAUUGCAAGCAAGCAGUUACGAAAUCGAUCUCCCGGAGCUUGGGAGCGCGGUCUGCUAUCCGAGUGCUCACACAAGUACUCGCCCGACUACAGUAAUAUCACAUUCGACGUGGAACUGGACUUCGACCUAGUUCCGGAAGAAUAUAAAGGCACUUUGGCUGAUAGCUUCCUAGAAUGGUAUAUAAUUCGCCAAAUCAACGGCGGGGACGAAAGUUGUCUUGUGGUCGAUGGAAAUGGUUUCGGCAUACAACUAGGUCCAACACACACUCGCGCGCACAGCACAGGAAGUCAACAGAGAUCCGCAAGUCUCCACGGACAACUACAGAGCACGAAUAGCAGCCAUGCUGCACGUCCCGCGUCCCAAACUCCACUCAGGUAUGCUGCAGAGAAGGCACGUCCCGCGUCCCAAACUCCACUCAGGAACUCCCAACAAGUGUCCUCAAACGACAAGUCACUUUUUGGCUUAUUCCACUUUUCGCAUUGCAUUUAUUUUUAUCAAUGUGAUGAAUACAAUAGUCAGUUCGUUGGUAAAAGCUUCAACAAAGGACAAGUUUCCGUUUCGGGCUGCUCAUUCGUGAGCAAAUCUGAUAAGGAGGUGGACGGCGUGGUCUUGGGCGAAUAUGAACUUAUCCUGUUGGAUCAAGGAAACUCACCUGCUGGCCACAAUGUUGAUUAUAUUUUCUACGUUAGAAAAAUAAAUGGACCGGAAUCUGAGUGUACUUACGAGGGCGACUGGGGCAAGUAUGUUUAUCCUGACGAAAACUUACCUGCUGGCCCCAAGGCUGACUAUAUUUUCUACAUUGAAAAAAUAAAUGGACCAGAAUCUAACUGCACUUACGAGGGCGACUGGGGCAAGUAUAUUUAUCCUGAC